Molecule: messenger RNA, 2102 nt
Organism: Portunus trituberculatus (swimming crab)
Lineage: Eukaryota; Metazoa; Arthropoda; Malacostraca; Decapoda; Portunidae
Product: cytochrome P450 3A11-like
Exons: 8
Coding region: 171-1673 (500 amino acids)
Molecular function (GO): heme binding; iron ion binding; oxidoreductase activity, acting on paired donors, with incorporation or reduction of molecular oxygen, reduced flavin or flavoprotein as one donor, and incorporation of one atom of oxygen
Source: RefSeq, a predicted model, not a curated record
UGUGUGUGUGUGUGUGUGGUGAAGGUUGGAGUGUUCAACAGUUCAUUUCCUCCUACAACGCCAGUCUCCCGCCAGAGGUUGGCGAAAGAGGAAGUGAGGGUGACGGAACGUCUAUCGUACUUCAGCCACAAACAAGAGAAACGAACCUAUACUUUCUUGAGCACAACACGAUGGGCCUGGAGGUGUGGCUGCUGACAGCAACAGUGGUGGUGCUGGCUGUGGUGUACUUGAGGCGGCGACGAACCUACUGGUCCUCAAGAGCUGUGUCCUCCCCGCCCGCCGCGGCCAUCAUAGGCCACUUCCAUAAGGGAAUGUUUGUCAACAAAAGAUAUUGGGAAUUCAUAGAUGAGAAUUAUAACAAGUUUUACAAUUCUUCGAUGUUUGGCCUUUAUGAGUUCAAUACACCUGUUUUGCUUACAUGGGACACCGAGAUCAUUAAGAGUGUUCUCGUUAAGGAUUUUGACCAUUUCAUCGACCGAAGAGACUUCAAUAUGAGGACUGGCCAAAAGAGAGAUGAAAUGAUGUCAGAGAUGUUGUCUGUUAAAAAAGGUGCCGAGUGGAAGAGUCUGCGAGCCAUCAUGACGCCUACUUUCACUUCAGGCAAGAUCAAAAGCAUGUUUCCUUUGGUGUGCGACAAGGCCGAUGCUCUCAUCGAGUUUUCCAAGAAAGAAGCGGCAAGCGGCUCCUAUGUAGACAUGAAGAAAAACUUUGGGGCAUACACUUUAGACACAAUUGCUUCCUGUGCCUUUGGCAUCGAGUGUAACUCUCUGGUAGAUAGUGAUAAUGAAUUCACAAGGAAUAUGGAAGCAUUCUUUAAAGUAAGCCUUCUCCCACUGUUUAAAGGCAUAUUUUUCUACUUGAUGCCAAGACUCUUCAAGUUAUUUGGCUUAACUUUAAAUUCUCCGAAUGUGGACUUUUUCAUCGAUGUUGUAGAGCAGACCAUAGCAUCCAGAAAGGCGGGAAUGAAGCGUGGAGACUUUCUGGACCUACUAUUGGAGGCAAGAGACCAAUCUGACAACCCCAACAGUAAACACGUCUUGACUGACCUCUCUAUGGUGUCCCAAAGUGUGCUUUUCAUCAUUGCUGGAUAUGACACCACUGCCUCCUUGCUGGCCAAUUCUUCCUUCCUGCUAGCUAAGAACAAGGACCAGCAGCGACGCCUCCGAGACGAGUUGCGCCAGAUGGUUGCAGAGCACGGCAAAAUCACCUACCAGGGAAUCAUGGAGGCCAAAUUUCUUGACGCUUGUCUUCAAGAAUCACUCCGUCUAUAUCCUUCAGGUGCAGUGAUAGAGCGUCUCUGCACCAAAAGUUAUAAGUUACCCGGCACUAAUCUGACUAUUAAGCCAGGAGACUUGGUGGGGGUGCCCUUCUGGAGUAUUCAACACGACCCCAACAACUGGCCCAACCCUAAGGCGUUCAUUCCAGACCGCUUCCUGCCUGAGAACAAGGGUGACAUCAAACCCUUCACUCACAUGCCCUUUGGAAUUGGUCCUAGAAACUGCAUAGCCAUGCGAUUUGCCCUGAUGGAGGCCAAGAUAGCCCUGUCCAAGCUGGUGCUGGAGAUGGAGAUGGAGUGCGCACCAGGCCAUGAGGAAUUAGUUCUAGAGUCAGUGAGUGGGUUGAUGCGCCCCAAGGAAGUAAUGCUGCUGCUGAAGCCAGUCAAGGAAGAAUGAAAUGAAAUGUGUCAUUAAAGUACUGCUCGGCUGAAAUAGAGACGUUACUCACCAAAAUGUAUGCAGUCUUUGGCGCCUGGCCAGAAUGAAGAAGAUAACUAGUUUUACAAAUUCUCAUGGACCACUCGACAUGCCACUUUGCUAUAAACCACUACCUUCCUCUUGGUGCUAUGUCACUCUUACAACAUUCCGGAGUGCCACUUUUCUUCUGGCACUAUUGCAGGUCACCACUCUUGUAAAUGUUUUUCCUUUUAGCUCAGGCACUGUUUUGUAUUACUGAUUUCCAUUUUAUUUUUCUUCAUUGUCAGUUAAGUGAUUCGAGUCAAACGCCUCCCCUUCCUACCUUUCCUUUAUCUUCGACACCUGUACUGCCCUUUCCCAAGAUCUAUAUUUGCUACUUCUCAUUGUUUCUUGUUCUCUUCCUCACCC